AUGUCGCAGCAGACCGUCAUCCGCAUCCCCGGCGAGCGCAACUCGCUCAAAAACUUCAAAGCCUUCGAAGAACCCAUCCCCAAACCCGCUAAACAUGAGGUCCUCAUCAGGGUGCACUCGGUAUCCUUGAACUAUCGGGACGUCGGCGUUGCCCUCUCCCUCUACCCGUUCCCGACCAAGGACAACGUGGUCCCUUGCUCCGACGCCGCCGGCGUCGUCGUCGAAGUCGGCGAGGGCGUGAAGAAUGUCGCCAAGGACGAUCAUGUCAUCAGCACCUUUGACCCUACAAACCUCUACGGCCAGCAGAUGGACUGGGAGAACGGGCACGGCGCCCCGGUUGAUGGAGUCCUCCGCGAAUACAUUACUGUUGCGGCCGCUGCUGUCGUCAAGGUCUUGAAGGACUCGCCUCAGAGUUUCUCCGAGUGGUCCACCCUUGUCUGCACUGGUGUCACGGCCUGGAAUGCUCUCUACGGCCUUACUCCGCUGAAGCCGGGCCAGAUUGUUUUGUUCCAAGGAACGGGCGGCGUCUCCAUCACAGGUCUCAUCCUCGCCAAAGCCGCCGGCGCCGUCACAAUCAUCACCUCCUCCAGCGACGAGAAACUCAAGUACGUCCAGGAAAAGUUCGGCGCAGACUACACAGUCAACUACAAGACGCACCCCGAAUGGUCCAAAGAAGUCCUCCGCCUGACAAACGGCGAGGGCGUCGACUACGUCUUCGAGAACGGCGGGUCCGGGACCAUCGCCGAGAGUAUCAACUCGGUGAAGAUGGGCGGCAAUGUUUCUGUUAUCGGGUUCCUCUCCCAGGCCAAGGAGAUGCCUGAUGUUGCGAGCAUGGCGCUUGCUAAGGGCGUGGUUGUUCGUGGGGUUGUUGUUGGCUCGACGCAGCUUUUGCAGGAGGUUGUCCGCUUCGUUGCGCGCAAGGGACUGCGUUUGCCUGUGGAGAAGGAGUUUGGGUUCUCCGAGGAGAAUGUUGUCAGAGCAUUUGAGUAUCUUACCUCGGGGAGCCAUAUUGGGAAGGUUUGCAUUAAGCUGGUGGAAUAAAAGCCUGGCAGGCACAGCAUAGGGAUUUCGGCUUCCGGACGAGGUAUUCCGUCAAUAUGCGAACGAGGAAGCGAGAGAGAGGAACAUACCAAAGCCUUAGACCGCUGGAAUUGCCG
Molecule: messenger RNA, 1157 nt
Organism: Aspergillus calidoustus
Lineage: Eukaryota; Fungi; Ascomycota; Eurotiomycetes; Eurotiales; Aspergillaceae
Source: the annotation of a GenBank genome assembly